UCAGCUGCCACUAGUGGUGAUGCUGCUGCUCCCUGGUGUGUAGAGGAGGAGAGAGAGCGUGUCCGCUGCCCAAUGACAGCGCAGGAUGCUGAGAGAGGCAGAGAGAGGCUGCCAGGGUGAAUGGAGGCGACAAGAUGCCGUCUGGAGCGGCGGAGGAGAGGAAUUAACAUCGAUAAAGAUCUGACUUUGAUGUGCUCCAACUUUUAAGGCAUGAAAUAAGUCUCCCAUGUGUGGUUCAGAGAGCACUCUCAUUUCAGCGUGCCCCCGUUAAGGACCCUCUGGUGGCUACACCGCCGAUUCACAGGACAUGUACGGCAGUGCCAGAGCUGUUGGCCAUAUAGAGAGCAGCCCCGCACGGUCCCCGCGCCUGCCAAGGUCCCCCAGACUGGGCCAUCGGAGGGCCAACAGUGGGGGCGGGGGUGGUGCGGGGGGCAAGACGCUCUCCAUGGAGAACAUCCAGUCCCUCAACGCUGCCUAUGCCACGUCAGGGCCCAUGUACCUUAGCGACCAUGAGGGCGUGGGCUCCACUGCCACUUACCCCAAGGGCACCAUGACUCUGGGUCGUGCCACCAGCCGGGCCAUGUACGGGGGCCGCGUCACAGCCAUGGGCAGCAGUCCCAACAUCGCUUCCGUGGGGCUGCCCCACGCUGACCUUCUGUCUUACAGUGACCUGGGCUCCCUCUCCAUGCUGCACGCCCACCACCACCACCACCAGGGGGUGCCCUCUGCCCUGCUGAGGCAGGCGGUGCGGAGCAGUGGUGGGGAGCUGCUGGAGAUACAGGCCCAGUUCAGGGAGAUGCAGAGGGAGAAUGAUCUGCUGCGCAGGGAGCUUGACCUGAAGGACAGUAAGUUGGGAUCGUCCACCAACAGCAUCAAGAGCUUCUGGAGUCCUGAGCUGAAGAAAGAGAGAAUAAUGAGGAAAGAGGAGGCUGCACGCACAUCGAUCCUGAAGGAGCAGAUGAGAGUGACCCAUGAGGAGAACCAGCUGCUUGAUGCCAGGAGAACCAAGGUUCUGGUUUUACCGUCCAAGAAGUGUCCACUUCCACCAAUGCAUCUCCAGAUGACCAUCCAGGCUCUGCAGGACGAGCUGCGCACACAGCGAGACCUGAACCACCUGCUGCAGCAGGAGGGCGGCAACCGCUCCGGUUCCGAUCACUUCACCACCAUCGAGCUGACAGAAGAUAACUUCCGUCGGCUGCAGGCAGAACACGACCGGCAGGCCAAGGAGCUCUUCUUGCUGAGAAAGACGCUGGAGGAGAUGGAGCUGAGGAUCGAGACACAGAAGCAGACACUGGGUGCCAGAGACGAGUCCAUCAAGAAGCUGCUGGAGAUGCUGCAGAGCAAAGGGCUGCCCCCGGGCAGGGCGUCCGAGGAGGAAGAGCAUGAGAGAGCCAGGCGGAUUGCCGAGGCAGAGGCCCAGCUGGGACACCUGGAGGUCAUUCUGGAUCAGAAGGAGAAAGAGAACAUCCAUCUACGAGAGGAACUGCACAGAAGAAAUCAGCUUCAUCAAGAUCCAGGCAAAACCAAGGCCCUGCAGACCAUCAUUGAGAUGAAAGACACCAAAAUUGCCUCUCUGGAGCGCAACAUCCGAGAUCUGGAGGAUGAGAUCCAGAUGCUGAAGGCGAACGGCUUACUGAACACAGAGGACAGAGAGGAGGAGAUCAAGCAGAUGGAGGUCUACAAGAACCACUCAAAGUUCAUGAAGUCCAAGAUUGACCAGCUGAAGCAGGAGCUGUCGAAGAAGGAGUCGGAGCUGUUGGCGCUGCAGACCAAACUAGAGACCCUCAACAACCAGAACUCUGACUGCAAACAGCAUAUCGAGGUGCUCAAAGAGUCUCUCACUGCCAAGGAGCAACGUGCUGCCAUCCUGCAAACAGAGGUGGAUGCUCUCCGUCUGCGUCUGGAGGAGAAAGAGUCCUUCCUGAACAAGAAGACCAAGCAGCUGCAGGACCUGACGGAGGAGAAGGGCACUCUCGCUGGAGAAAUCAGGGACAUGAAGGACAUGCUGGAGGUCAAAGAGCGGAAGAUCAAUGUCCUGCAGAAGAAGAUUGAGAAUCUGCAGGAGCAGCUGCGGGACAAAGACAAGCAGCUGAGCAACCUGAAGGACAGGGUCAAGUCUCUGCAGACCGACUCCAGUAACACAGACACUGCCUUGGCCACCCUGGAGGAGGCGCUGUCAGAGAAGGAGAGGAUUAUAGAGCGUUUAAAGGACCAAAGAGAGAGAGAGGAUAGAGAACGUCUGGAGGAGGUGGAGUCGUACAAGAAGGAGAACAAGGACCUAAAGGAGAAAGUCAACAGCCUGCAGAUAGAGUUAACAGAUAAAGAGUCCAAUCUCAUCGAUCUGAAGGAACACGCCUCAUCCCUUGCGUCUUCUGGCCUCAAGAGGGAUUCAAAGCUCAAGUCACUGGAGAUCGCCAUCGAGCAGAAAAAAGAGGAGUGUAGUAAGUUGGAGACGCAGUUGCAGAAGCAAGCUGAGCAGCUAUUCAGUCACAUGAACAAUCCUAAAGCCCACGAGGUGGAACAGCAGUCGGGCCCCAGAGGGAACCCAGAGUACGUAGAUCGAGUGAAGCUGCUGGAGAAGGAGGUGAACUACUACAAGGACGAGUCCGGCAAGUCUCAGACGGAGGUGGAGAGACUCCUGGACAUCCUGCGAGAGGUGGAGACCGAAAAGAACGAUAAGGACAAGAAGAUUGCAGAGUUGGAAAGCCCCCCUCCCUCUGCCCCUCGCCUCAUCCCUCGUCCCGGUGGCAGAGCUCCCCCUGACCCGCUCCCUUCUGUUUCUGCUGCCCCCCAGCAGAUAGGGGGCAUGGUGUGGGAUUUCCUGGGAAAUCUAGCUCCCAGACAAGGAGGCAAAGACCAAACUAAGAAGGGUCCAAACAUAAAGCUGGGACCACAAGGAGACAAGAAAGGCUUAGGACAGGACCCUCGUAAGGACGGCUCCAUGGACAGUGGCCACCACGUGAAGCUGGAGGAGUUGAUGAGCACGCUAGAAAGGACGAGGCAGGAGCUGGACGCCACCAAGCAGCGUCUGUCCUCCACACAGCAGUCUCUGCAGGAGAGGGACACGCACCUCACCAACAUGAGACAAGAGCGCAGGAAACAGCUGGAGGAGAUCCUGGAGAUGAAACAACAGGCUCUUCUGGCAGCCAUCAGUGAGAAAGAUGCAAAUAUUGCACUGCUGGAACUUUCUGCCUCCAAUAAGAAGAAGACCCAGGAGGAGGUGCUGAGCCUCAAGAGGGAGCGGGACAAACUGAUGCACCAGCUCAAACAGCACACACAAAGCAGAAUGAAACUGAUCGCCGACAACUAUGAAGAUGAGCAAUAUCACCCACAUGGUCCUCACCACCCCCCGCCUCAGCCCCCGCACGCUCAGCCGCAGACGCAGCCCCAGUACCCCCACCCUCCCCAUGCCCAGCAGACUCAAUACUCACACGCCACUCAUCCACAACAUGCUCAGCAUCCUCCGCAUCCUCAGCAUCCUCAGACCCCCCAACAGCCCCCUCAUGCCCAGCAGCCACAAGCACAGUACCCUCACCCUCCCCAUCAGCAACACCCCCAGCAGCACCCACAGCAGCACCCACCGCAGCACCCACAGCAUCCCCAACCGGCUCCGCAGCACCAACAGCACCAACAGCACCCACGUCCCCCUCAGCCCCAGCACCCUCACCAACAGCACCCCCAGCACCCAGCACAGCACCCAGCACAGCACCCACAUGGACAUCCCCCUAUGCAGCACCCUCACCCGCAGCACCCACAUGGUCCUCCCCAACAAGGGCCGCACCCCCAGCAUCCGCAGCACCCGCAGCACCCGCAGCACGCCCAGCAUCCUCAGCACCCUCAGCACCCACAGCACCCACAGCACCCGCAGCACCCGCAGCACCCACACCACGCCCAGCAUCCACGUCAUCCGUCGCCACAUCAUCGUGGAGGGCCAGCCCGCGGACCCCCACAUGCUGGUCACCGUCCCACUCCAGACCAGGAUGAUGAGGAGGGCAUUUGGGCGUAAUCCUUGCUGUGACAACCAAAGCUCUAAAUUUGUUUUGAGGGAUGAUUCAGUCACUACUGGAGGAGCACAGCCAUGCCAUGAUGUUGAAACACUACCCAACCAAACAUUAAUUAUCUUCACCUAAUCUGCACUCAGCUAUGUUAUUUUUUUUAUUUUUCUGGGGGAAGAGGAUGAUACACUCAGG
This is a messenger RNA of Hippoglossus stenolepis (Pacific halibut), 4190 nucleotides long. Its product is annotated as ELKS/RAB6-interacting/CAST family member 2. Bases 308 to 4006 code for a protein of 1232 amino acids. NCBI's taxonomy places the organism in Eukaryota, Metazoa, Chordata, Actinopteri, Pleuronectiformes, Pleuronectidae. Gene Ontology annotation, molecular function: structural constituent of presynaptic active zone. The record is from RefSeq and is a predicted model, not a curated record. Gene Ontology annotation, biological process: maintenance of presynaptic active zone structure; neuromuscular synaptic transmission; regulation of synaptic plasticity. Gene Ontology annotation, cellular component: cytoskeleton of presynaptic active zone. The transcript is spliced from 22 exons.